Leucoraja erinaceus (little skate) is the source of this 2503-nucleotide messenger RNA. It is a transcript of the gene sost, whose product is annotated as sclerostin. Gene Ontology annotation, molecular function: BMP binding. Bases 99 to 761 code for a protein of 220 amino acids. The record is from RefSeq and is a predicted model, not a curated record. Lineage: Eukaryota; Metazoa; Chordata; Chondrichthyes; Rajiformes; Rajidae. The transcript is spliced from 2 exons. Gene Ontology annotation, biological process: negative regulation of BMP signaling pathway; negative regulation of Wnt signaling pathway; ossification.
CAGUCCCCUCCUUGAAGAUUGGUGUGGGGGAAGGCUACGUAACUGUACUCCCCCGACGUGGAGCGGCGCUGGGGUCGGGGCUGCCUUUAUAAAGCUGGAUGCCGGCGAUGGUUUGUCCAAAGUCAGGAUUAAACAUGGGGCACCUCCAGCCCUACCUGAUCGUCGCCAGCCUCUGUACCUUGUUGGUCCGGGGCGGAAUGAGCCUCCCUGAAGGAUGGAGAUCCCUGAAAAACGACGCCACCGAAAUCGUUCACGAGUACACUGACAUUGGCAGCGAUCUGAGGAAUCACAGCUCCAACCAGGCGAAACUCGGGGGCAGAGGACGUCUGCAGUUGGCGGUGCGAGGUGCAGGCGAGUUCAGUUGCAGAGAGCUGCGAUCCACCAGGUACAUAUCGGACGGGAUGUGUCGCAGCGUGAAGCCAGUCAAGGAGUUGGUUUGCUCUGGUCAGUGUAUGCCAGCUCAUCUCCUCCCUAAUUCCAUUGGGCGCAUUAGGUGGUGGAGCCGGCACCAGAGCUCUGACUAUCGGUGCGUCGCUGCCCACUCCCGCACCCAACGGGUUCGCCUCGAGUGCCAAAACCGGGAAACAAGGACCUACAAAAUCCAAGUGGUGACUUCCUGCAAGUGCAAACGCUAUUCCCGCCAUCAUAACCAGUCAGACAAGAAGCAGUUUGAGAUGGAAGCAACCAGGAGGAGAAAAAGCAAGAAGGUAGCACGAUCCAAAAAUAGAGGGGUAACCAACCAACAUGAUAAUUCUGACUGAUAUUAAACUUUAUAACUGUGUAAUAUUGUUUCACAUUAUGAAUGUUUCUUACUAUAUGGAAAGUCCAUGAUGUUCAUUUUCUAAAGCACUUACCCUAAAGUGUGUAUUGUUUAGCAUAUAAUCAUGAUUCUCUUAAAUAGAUGGGAACAUUGCACUUCCUACUUGGUCUGAGAUGAAAUAUAUCCAAAUUCAAUGAUAUAUCCUGACCAAAAUGUAUUAUAGGAUAUCCCAUACAAAAGCGACUAAUCCAUAAUUUCUCUGUAAAACUACUUACCCAUGUUUGACAGGGAACUUGUAAAUGCUAGUGAUAUUUCCUCCAACAGGUUAUAAUAUUACUCUGUAGGAUAGUUUUUGUGUGAUAAUAUUUAAUGUAUAAUGCAUAUUGGAACUAUUAACAGGCACAGAUCAACUUUCAUUUGAAAGAGGUUGUACUUCAUUUGAGCCGGUAUCUAUCUGUUCCAGGAAAACCAAGGUAAAUUGGGGUCCCUAAACUAAUAUCAGACCACUUUUUUUGACAAUAAAAUUUAAAAAAAGAGUCCAGCCCUUCCUAAUUUCGAAAAACAGAAAAUGUUGGAAAUAAGGUACACAAAAUGUUGGAAAUACUUGUCAGGUCACCAAGCAUACGUAGAGAGAGAAACUGGUUUGACAUUAUGAGUCGCUCAUUGUCGUGGCAGAUAAACUUUGUCAACCAUUCUGAGUUUCUCCAGCGUUUUCUGGUUUUGUUUCAGAUUUCAAGCAUCUGCAGUACUUUUGAUUUUCAGAUUAAUGUUUCCAGCUGUCUAAAUGCCUUUUCCAUCAUUCAAUGUGUUUACCUCAGUCAUUUUACAAUGUCCACAAACAGCAGUGACAAAUGCAAAUUCAAUUUACUUUCCGUCUUUCAAAGGGACACUGGCAAGUUUGCAAUAACAAUCAGCCAAAAGCUGACGCGAUUUCAGAGCGAAUCCGCUGAAGUGUGCUAAAUACUAAAUGCGCAAAUCAGAGUGAUAGGAGUCCGAAUCCCAUUCCGAGAUUUCCCUGCCAUCUUAUUGAUCCAUUAAUGCUGACAAAACCUCCCAAAUACACUCGAUUGGGGUAAAGAAUGGAAGUGAAAAAGGAAAUCUUCCAGGAACCAUUUGUAAAUUAUUACUCAUUUCAAGUUUGUAUAUAUUAGAUAUUUUGUACCAAAUGAUUUGUGCAGCAGUGUUUGAAAAGUAUCUAGAUGCCGAAGUGCUCCUGUUACCUAUUGAUGACAGGGUGACGGUAGAAAUAUCUUUGACCAGCACAAUUCUAUUUUUAAUUGUGAUUUUUUUUUUCCCCUCACAAUAUUUUUUAGCAUCUUCUGUACUUUGCUUUUUAUAUCUGCAAUACGAAACAAUAAAUGUUAAAUUGCUGUAAAUAUCGCAGCCGCUAUACUGCGCAGUUCUUUAAUUUAAUAUCACAAUAGGACGUGAAUCCACACAAGGCUAUUUUGUGAACUUGUAUUUGAGAGAUUUUGUAUGAAGUUUAAUGUGUUGAGUUUCCACAGUCCAAUAAAUGGUACUGGAAACUAACGUAGCCUCCUAAUGGAAUUAUGAAAUGUGGCCAAAAUACAUAGACGCAAGUAAUUGUUUUUAAAGUAUGAAUCAUAUUUAUUUUUCUCAUUUAAAUUAUUUAAAGCACCAUGUUUCAUGUGCAGAUGUAUGAGAACUAUUCUUGCCAUGUAAAGUAUUGUUUACUUGCAGACUUUUAAAUGUCAUGAAAAUAAAAGUUAAAACAAACAGCAA